Micropterus salmoides (largemouth bass) is the source of this 2819-nucleotide messenger RNA. It is a transcript of the gene chrm4b, whose product is annotated as cholinergic receptor, muscarinic 4b. The record is from RefSeq and is a predicted model, not a curated record. Bases 1 to 1653 code for a protein of 550 amino acids. Gene Ontology annotation, molecular function: G protein-coupled acetylcholine receptor activity. Lineage: Eukaryota; Metazoa; Chordata; Actinopteri; Centrarchiformes; Centrarchidae. The transcript has 3 exons. Gene Ontology annotation, biological process: adenylate cyclase-activating adrenergic receptor signaling pathway. Gene Ontology annotation, cellular component: plasma membrane.
AUGUGGCGUUACGGCCCACGUGAUGAGAGAGCAUCAAGUCCAGCACCUGCAGAAUCCACAUCAGCAAGUCCAACAUCAGCGGCAGGUCCGGCACCAGUAGGUCCAGCACCAGCAGAACCUAAAUCAGCAGGUCCAGCACCAGCAGAACCUAAAUCAGCAGGUCCAGCACCAGCAGAACCAACAUCAGUAGGUCCAGUACCAGCAGAACCUACAUCAGCAGGUCCAGCACCAGCAGAACCAACAUCAGUAGGUCCAGCACCAGCAGAACCUACAUCAGCAGGUCCAGCACCAGCAGAACCAACAUCAGCGGCAGGUCCGGCACCAGUAGGUCCAGUACCAGCAGCAGGAAACAUGGCACCUGAACCCGACCUCAACACCUCCACCUGGCUCCGCCCCUGCAUUAACGCCUCCUGUCUGCCUCCGGUCACGGCGGUGUGUCCGUACAGCGCGGCUCAGCUGACCCUCAUCGCCGUUUUAACCGCCUCCCUCAGCGUGGUCACCGUCCUCGGCAACACGCUGGUGAUCCUGUCCAUCAAAGUGAACCGCCGCCUGCGGACCGUCAACAACUACUUCCUGUUGAGCCUGGCGGUAGCCGACCUGAUCAUCGGCCUGCUCUCCAUGAACCUGUACACGCUGUACCUGCUGCUGGGCCGCUGGCCCCUGGGGGCCGCCGUCUGCGACCUGUGGCUCGUGGUGGACCACGUGGUGAGCAGCGCCUCCGUCAUGAACCUGCUGAUCAUCAGUUUGGAUCGGUACCUCUGCAUGACACGGCCGCUCAGCUACCCGGCUCGGCGGACGGGCAGGAUGGCCGGUCUGAUGAUCAGCGCCGCCUGGCUGCUGUCCUUCGUCUUAUGGGCCCCCGCCAUCCUCUGCUGGCAGACCACCGGGGGCCAACGUGUGGUCCCUGAUGGACAGUGUUACACCCAGCUCCUCGCCAGCCCGGCGGUCACUCUGGGGACGACGCUUCCUUCUUUUUACCUGCCGGCGCUCGUCAUGAUCGGCCUGUACAGCCGGCUGUCUGACGCCAGCCGCCGCCGACUUAGCGCGCUCGGAUCAGAGCGAGGCGCGCUCAGGACAUGCAGCCCGUCCAUAAAAGACUUCCUUUUGAACAGGCGGAGACAUGUGACCAGUUACCCAGCCUCUGAUCUGUCUCUGAACCAAUCAGAGUCCAGCACUCCAAAGUCCAGAAGGAGCCAGAAAGUGUGCAGAAGUCCUGGUGACACCUCAGCCGGGGUCAGUCAGUCUCCUCAGCGGGGUCCCCCUCAGACCGCUGCCCGCCACGCCACGGACAAAGACUACAACAAGAUCGAAAACGACUCCUCGUCCAACACCGACCUCCACAAGACGGCCUCAGCGGUGUUCUCUGCCUGUCCCAGCUUCAAGUCUCAGGAGAGGCGGAAGCGUCGAGUGAUGGCGAGGGAGGGGAGGGUUACCAAGACCAUCCUGGCCAUCCUGCUGACCUUCAUCCUCACGUGGACGCCGUUCAACAUCAUGGCCGUCAUCGCCGCCUUCUGUCACGUCUGCAUCCCCGAAGUCCUGUGGACCAUCGGAUACUGGCUCUGUUACAUCAACAGCGCCAUCAACCCCGGCUGCUACGCUCUGUGUAACGCCACCUUCAGAAAGACCUUCUGCGGCCUGCUGCGCUGCCGCUGACACGGUGCGUGGCAGCUCAGUCUGCCAGGUAAAGGUCACCUGUGGUCCGUUGGUCACGUGACACGAGAUGGGACUGAGAACGUGGAGUUGUGAAGUGGUUGAAGCUGCUGCUGUAAACUUUAAUUAAUGACUCUCUUAGAGUCUCCCGCUCUAAAUACUACAAUACCCAUGAGCCUCAGCUGACGUUGCCACGAAGAAGUCGUCAUUGUGAAUCAGAGGUGCACAAAACGUCGCACCAGAGCUACUGAACUGACCUCAGAGUCGCUGCAGUCAGUUUCAAUCUCUGUGAUUGGAUGCGUGCUGCUGAAAAGCACCCUGGGAGUUGUAGUUGACUUCUCUCCUUCAGUUUUCAUGUUCACAGGCUUCUGGUACCUUUCUCUUGUCUCCUCGUCUCGUCUUGUUGCAGGAAGUCUGAACCUUGGACUAAUGUUUAUGUUAAAUAAUCCUCUGACUUUCUAUUCGGAAGCCUCUAAAACUAAGUGACCACAUUCCUGUUAGCCUCGGCUGUAAUUUGAAGAUUACUUCUAUUAUGGCAUGCUAACAUGCUAACGUAGCCUGACAAUCGGACUCAGGUCGUGUCUUUCACUUCUACAGAAUUCACACACAGUGAUUAUUCUCCUGGGACACUUUUCGCUCCGCCUGUAGAGCUAACCUACAGCCUGCGUUAGCAUCUCUCCCUGCAGCAUGUGUCGUGUUAGCUUAGCCGGAGCUAACGGAUGUCUUUUUAAGGUGGCAUGUGGUCAGGGAGGGAUGCUGGACACAUGCUAAUGCUAAAUGGAUGCCAUGUGUGAACAACUGCUGUCACACUUAAAGGGCCAGCGUGUAAUAUUUCUGAGGAUAUACAGACAGAAAUGCAAUAUAAGAUCCAUAACUGUUUUCAGUGGUGUGUAAAGACGUUACAUAAUGAACCGUUAUGUUUUUAUUACCUUAGAAUGAGACAUUUCUGUCUAAAUACACCGCGGCUCCUCUUACAUGGACGUCACCAUGUUGGCCGCCAUGUUUCUACAGUAGCCCAAACGGGCAAAUGGCGUGUUACAUCACUACGAUGAAGAAGAAGUCGUCACGUUUAUUAGAAGUAAGAAAAGAAGUGAAAUUUAGACAUGUAUUAUUUAGCACCGUAGCUUCUCCUGCUCGCUUGCAAAGGGAGGUGUGACUGAGCCACUGGU